AUCUGCAGCAUGGUUGUAGCGAUCUACUGUCCUUGAGUAUUGGCGAUCGUGAAACCGUUGCCAGCAACCGGUGCCUAUACAUUCUUUGUCGGUGUCACAUCAACUCCCUAUCUCGGACACAUCCUCGUCCGAUAUUCGCUCGCCAUACAUCCCCCGACAUCUAUGUGAACGGGGUGCGUGGCAUACGCAGCCUUACGGCGCCAUCGAUUACGCGGGUUGGCAGAAUGCUCGGGAGGUCUAGUCUUGGGGGCUGAAUCCGGGGAUUGCUGGUUACCAUAUUUUUGGAAAGAAAGUGGAAGGGUGCUCUCAUGGUUAAGAGCUUACUUCCGAAACCCCCGAUAAACAACAUCCUGAUAUGGCUUCAGCCGUCAGCGACCAUGUCUCUGCGCCGUCGGACCUGGACCUGUCGCUCGACCUCACAAUUUCAGGACAGAUCGUCGAUAUACUUGAUCUCGAAUUAGAAGAAAACAGCCCCGCUGUCGCCAGCGAAAUCAAUGCCCUGGGGACGAGUCCGUCCGAUGAGGGCGGCGUUUCAACCCCGAAUAGCACCCUGGAUGCGCCAGGUACAGGUACAUCGGGCGUCAAGCGGAAGAAGAAGGUCGUCAUCACGAAGCCCCGGCGCGUUCGGACGGGCUGUCUCACGUGCCGGGAACGGCAUCUGAAAUGCGACGAGGCUUUGCAUCGAUGCCAGAACUGUCGGAAGUCGGGGAGAGUGUGCCGGCGCGGAGUUCGCUUGAAUUUCAUAGACAUCCAGACGGCGACGCCUCCACACUGCGUAGUUCGUAUUUCGGCAAAUGGGGUGACGUUCCGGGAUGAGUCGCGGUUGAUCGCGUCCGAGUAUGUUGGUGGCAUGGAGAGGUAUCCUGUCGCGGCGGAAUCGGCGUUGGAUACGGACAACUCGUCGGGGUCUUCUUUAGCACCCAACCCUAAUGCACACAAGGCCUCGUUCAUGCAGGGAUUCGGGGCCCCGCAGCCUGGAAGCUUGGGUGCGUUUGAUGGCUUUUCGCAUCCGACUCAUAACCACUCGUUUGCCGAUCCGACGACGUCGUUCGCGCCGUUUCGCUCGACUAAACAGGGCCAUAUCAAUGCCAUUAACCAUACGUGUCUGAACAAUCCGGAGGAAGUUUACCUGCUGCAGGUUUUCGUUGAAGAGGUUGGCCUGUGGAUGGAUUCGAUGGAUGCGGUAAAACACUUCACGCAUAUCCUCCCGUUUCAUGCGCUAGAGGAGCCCAUGCUCCUGAAGGCGCUUCUGGCGUGUGGCGCGCGGCAUCUGUUCCAUGUGGAUGCGUCUUAUGGCGAAGAGAGGGCAGCGGAUCUCCACAACGUCGCCUCCCAAUACCUUCUUCACUCGCUGCAAGACCCCGAUCGUGACUCCGCUCUCUGCGCGACAACCGCCAUUCUCCUCAACAUAUACGAGUUGAUGUCCGGACGACCAAUCCAGGGCAUGAGCCACAUCGCCGGCGCACGGGCAUUGAUCAAGGAGUGUCACUGGAACGCGAAAACGCCCGGACUCGGUGGCGCUUGUUUCUGGCUGAACGUAAGCAUGGAACUACUAAGCUGUCUGAAUUUCAACUGGACACUAUCCUGGGACCCAAACACCUGGGGCGUCGAGCUGGAUUUGAACCAAGCGCAACCCAGCGUCGCCGGCAAUGAAGAGGCCUGGACGCACCGGAUGGUCUUCAUCUGCGCGAAGAUCGCAAAUUUCCGGUCCCUGGGCCAGCCCCCGUCGCUGGAGAGCUCGGCCACGGACAUGCGCAUCAGCCAGCGCUAUCAGGAAUGGUGCACCUACAAUGACUGGUGCGAUCAGUGGGCGAGAGCCGUGCCGCGCUCCAUGAUGCCGCUCGGCUAUCUGCAUUCCUGGCAGACGAAUUCGAAGUCUGUUUUCCCGCAGAUAUGGCUUAUCAAGCGCUCCACCAUCGUCGCCCAACUCCUCUACCACACCGCGCGAAUCCUCCUCACGAAAACGAACCCCGUCGAAUCCGAAUUCAGCACAGAGAUGCAAACUAUCCAGCAGAGCCACGCGCGAGAUAUCUGCGGCAUCGUCGCCCACUCGCGGGAUCGCGGCGUCGCCAGCCUCUCCAUCCGCUUUCUCGCCAUCGCCGCCGAAUGCCUCACCACGCGCGAAGCCCAACAAGAAGCCUUCGACAUCCUCGAAUCCAUCAUAAAACAAACCGGCUGGAAAUCCGAGCACGUGAAAAAGGAACUCCAGGACGCGUGGGGCUGGACCGACUCCCACGGUCCCCCGAUCCCCAUGUCUGAUGAUAUCCUGGCCCUCUUCAAUAGUGACCAUGACCAUGACCCUGACCAUCCGCUGGAUCCGGUCCCCCGGCCACAUAAGAUGGUGGUACCGUCGGGUGGUGUUGUUAAUCCGGUUAUGGCCACCGCGGACUUUUCGAUGGAGGAUCGGCCGUAUAGGGAUUAUUAUGUUGCGCCGGCACCGGCGCAGGCGCAGAGGGUGGUGGGGUUUGAGUUUGGUGGAGGUGGGAGUGGGAGUGGGGGCUUCUAG
This is a messenger RNA of Aspergillus heteromorphus CBS 117.55, 2506 nucleotides long. RefSeq names its product Zn(II)2Cys6 transcription factor. The record is from RefSeq and is a predicted model, not a curated record. Gene Ontology annotation, cellular component: nucleus. Gene Ontology annotation, molecular function: transcription cis-regulatory region binding; zinc ion binding; DNA-binding transcription factor activity, RNA polymerase II-specific. NCBI's taxonomy places the organism in Eukaryota, Fungi, Ascomycota, Eurotiomycetes, Eurotiales, Aspergillaceae. The transcript has 5 exons. The coding region runs from base 356 to 2506 and encodes 716 amino acids. Gene Ontology annotation, biological process: positive regulation of transcription by RNA polymerase II.